GCCGCCGCCUCGGCGCUUUCGGUUUUGGCUGGGAUCAUCCGUGGCGGCCAGGCUCCUGGGGCGCCUGGAGUGAGGGUUCUGGAUCCCGCCCGCUAGGUGAGCCGCACAGCUGCACGGGUCGACGACGGGGCCGGGCGCAGCCCCAGGUUCGGUGCCCCAGUGUUCAGUCGCGCUGUGGAGUGGCGGCUGCAGCGGCCCUAGGCUGGGCGAGGCAGCCCCGGAAAGGGCCUGCGGGGAACGGGCUGGGGCUCCGGGAAGGGGCCGCUGGGUGGCGGGUCCCCGCGAAAUGCCGCGUCCAAGCUCUCCGCGCACGGAAUGGCCGGGAUAGGUCUGAUGGUGGGCGCCGGGACCUCCCUCAGCGAGGCGCCUAGACUGCGCGGAGAGGAGCGGCACCGUCCCGGCUCCCACCGAGUUGGCGUCCGAGACCAAUUCAGGUUGUUGAAGUUCCCCAGGGAGCCCCGACGCUAAUCCCAGGAUCCGGGCGCACCCAGGCCUAGGCUUCGCCAGUCUUCCAGGGCUUCAGGGAAUCGCGAACCCUCCCCUACAUCGGGGUGGCUGCGCCUGACCACAGGAGUUAAGGGCUGGACUCGCCUGUCUUACCGAGUUGUCAGGUCGAGGAACCGGUUGUAUGGUCUUAAGUCCUAUCGCCCGAGGUUUUCUGUGCGUACGCGUGUCCGCACACCUGCAUAGCAGGCAUUUUUAAAGAUUAUUAAAAUGAGUCUUCGGAAGCAAACCCCUAGUGACUUCUUAAAGCAAAUCAUUGGACGACCAGUUGUGGUAAAAUUAAAUUCUGGAGUGGAUUAUCGAGGGGUCCUGGCUUGCUUGGAUGGCUACAUGAAUAUAGCCCUGGAGCAGACAGAAGAAUAUGUAAAUGGACAACUGAAGAAUAAGUAUGGGGAUGCAUUUAUCCGAGGAAACAAUGUGUUGUACAUCAGUACACAGAAGAGACGGAUGUGAAGACACCAAGAGAGCAAUGUUUUUCAUAGUUGGAUAUAUUUUUAAUGAAUUUUUUCUAAUUUUUGCUUCUUUUGUGAUACAAUUUGUCCUGUUUUUAUAAUAGUUGGUGAUUUUUCACUGACAUGUGAGUAAGAUAAAUGUAUACAAUUGUGGAUUUAAUUGUGAAAUGUUCUUUCACAUUUAAGUUUCAGUCGUUUUCUUUUACCUCGUUGUCAGUGUACAGAAUGCUAAAAUAAUAAAAAAAAGACAAAAUACACCUCUUCCUACAAGAUAAUUUAACUUCAGUUUUGAGGAGUGUCAUUUCAUUUGACUUGCUUUUCUUGUCCAGCUAAAAUGAUGCAUAUAUUUUGUAUAUUGUAUGGGCAUAUAAUUAAAACAUUUUAGAGG
Messenger RNA from Nomascus leucogenys (northern white-cheeked gibbon), 1344 nucleotides. RefSeq names its product LSM6 homolog, U6 small nuclear RNA and mRNA degradation associated (gene LSM6). Gene Ontology annotation, molecular function: RNA binding. NCBI's taxonomy places the organism in Eukaryota, Metazoa, Chordata, Mammalia, Primates, Hylobatidae. The record is from RefSeq and is a predicted model, not a curated record. Gene Ontology annotation, biological process: maturation of SSU-rRNA; mRNA splicing, via spliceosome. The transcript is spliced from 4 exons. Gene Ontology annotation, cellular component: sno(s)RNA-containing ribonucleoprotein complex; U4/U6 x U5 tri-snRNP complex; nucleolus. Bases 715 to 957 code for a protein of 80 amino acids.